Owenia fusiformis is the source of this 1576-nucleotide messenger RNA. Lineage: Eukaryota; Metazoa; Annelida; Polychaeta; Sabellida; Oweniidae. The record is from the annotation of a GenBank genome assembly.
AUGGAGCGGAUUACAAUCGACGUAGGAGGGGUACGGUUCACUACCCUAAGAAGCACGCUUGAGAAUAUCCCCAAAACAAAACUGGCGGAUCUUACCCGAUAUAAAACAAAGAAUUAUGAUGCUGGAGCUAAUGAAUUCUUCUUUGAUAGAAAUCCUCUUAUUUUUGCAGCCAUUUUAGAGUUUUACCGCACAGGGGAUCUGCAUAUACCUACCAAUAUAUGUGGCCCACAAGUAAAGACGGAAUUGGAUUUCUGGGAAAUCUCCGAGGACUUUAUCUCCCCGUGUUGUUGGAGGGCUUACAAAGCGUAUGAAGAAGAGGAGGAAACGAUGAAGAUGGUAGAAAAGGCAAUGGGAUUCGACGACCCAGCUAUGCCGUGCCUAGAGAAGAGCGGAACGCUGACUUAUUCGGAUGUACAAUGUACACGGACAUACCUGUUUAAGAUAAUGGACGUCCCAGGAUGUAAUCGCUAUGGAAAGGUGAUGGCAGCAAUCUUUUCUCUGAUGACACUUAUGACAAUUGUUGUCUUCACCCUGGAGUCUGUACAAGAACUGAGAAUCCCAAUUCCAAACAUACCAAAUACAACAAUACAACUCCUACAAGACUACUUCGGUCACAGCAAAUACAGCCACUUCAGCGUAUAUAUCACCACUGAUCCGCCAUUGUGGCUCUAUGUCAUCGAUAUCAUCUGCGAUGUUUACUUCACCUUCGAGUUCACCAUUCGAUUCCUUUUGUGUCCUUGGAAGUGUGAAUUCUUCAAAUCAUUUCUCAAUUGGAUCGAUGUAUUUUGUAUCAUUCCAGCUUGGGUUCGACUUAUCAUCCGAUUCGCCUUUUUUGAAAUGCAUACAAAUGUGAAUGCAAUGCUGGCCUAUUGUUUUUUGAGUAGUUUUAAAAUUCUUAGAAUUUUCAGACUUUUUAAGGGGAUUAAGCAUAACACUGGUCUACGAGUGAUGUACUUCAGUCUGCGUGCUAGUAUCAAAGAGCUCGGACUCCUUAUGUGCUUAUUAGCGGUGUCCACAAUUGUAUUCGCCUCAAUCAUCUUUUUGGCAGAGCAUGAGAACCAUCAAUUCUCUAACCUAUUUCGUGGCUUCUGGUACUCCAUCAUUACUAUUACGUCAGUGGGCUACGGGGAUAUCACUCCACUAAGUUGGCCAGGGUAUCUGAUUGGAGCUUUAUGUGCAAUCACCGGGAUGAUCAUCACUGCCUUGCCGAUACCCAUCAUAGCCAGUAACUUUAACUUGUAUUAUUCAUUUGCACAAAUAAGACACAAACAAUACAAAAAGAAACAAAAUGAAAGUGGCAAGAAAUGUGCUGGUGUAAAUGGAAAGGAAAAAUUUCAAACAAUUCUUGAUCUGAUAAACAAGCAUACAAGUUCAAAGGUAACUGAUCAAUGCAAUUUUUAAGCCCAAUACCAGGAAUUUAUAUAUCUCCAGUGGUGUAGACAGGAGCUACUAAUGAGCCAAAAUAGAGGCAAAACUUAAGCAAAGAGGAUAUAUUUUUUGUUACAUUUUGGUGAGGCAUGUAGUGAGGCAAAUGCCUCAUCUGCCUCAAUACGAAACCAAUGAUUUGUGUUCUGUA